ACUUACGCGCAGGUUGCAACUGCAUGCACUUGCGAUGAACGUAAGCCCCCCCCCCCCCCAUGUGGUGGGGUAUAUUUAUAGAGAUUGAUCUUCUGACGUCCUUCAAAAUGCCGCCUCUUCUACCACAGAGACUCCAAAUACUUUUGAUACUGGCAGAGCAGCUUCAAGUGACAGGGCAUGAGCAAGACGUGGCACCUUUAUUAACAUCGAUAACUUGGACGGCAAAUAUUACUUGACGUGUUAUAAACAAUUAUUUCAUUCGCUACUUCUAACUCCUCAAUUUUGUAAUAAAGAAUAUUGACAGUUUUGAAGCAAUCCUUCUUGAAUAGAAAAGGUCCAUGUACUAUUAGAAAGGUUUGGGCAAAACUAACUCCAAUUAUAAUGCCAAUUAAAACUUAUAUUCUCCAUUAUGGGGAGGGGGAUUGCCUUUCCUUUUAGAAAAAAGAAGGAAUUGUCUACGUGUGAUUGUGUGCCACCCGGAAGUCAUACGCAAUGGACUUGCUUCCCGUUGCCAAAAAGCGAAGAGUGAUGGCGAGUUUCAGUCCAGGUUCCAAGGCGCGGUGACUCCUGAAACAUUGAAAGUAUCUACACCAUUGAUAUAUAGUCAGUAUGAUAUUGACUAUAUAUCAAUGGCAGGAUCUCGUUGUGUGAACGCAGGAACUCAAUACCGCGGGACCUGGACCUACAACCGAUUCUGCAACAAGGAAGCAAAAUAAAGGUGACGAUGGCCUCCUCAUUGCUUCAGUCGAUGAACAUGGCCACUGGUUGGGUGGUUAUUGUCUUGUUCGUACAGACCUGUUUCGUUCUCGGCACUGUUACAUCGGUCGGUGUCUUCUUCUCAGAGUUCAAAGACACCUUGGGGAUAUCAUCUGCAGACAUUGGCAUUUCGCUGGGCUUAUUCAAUGCGUUCACGUUCGGACCGGGACCGGUAGUGGCAAGUCUUUACAGCUACGCUUGGUUAAGACGCCCUCUACUCAUCACAGGAUCUGUUUUAGCACCGUUGGGUCUUCUUCUAAGUUCCACAGUGACCAAUAACAUUGAACUGGCUGUCUGUCUAUCCUUUGCAGGUCUAGGUGGAAAUAUUCUAUCUCAGUGUCUGGUGAUCUGUUUGGACGUACACGCCCAUGACCAUUUCCACACCCUUUUCGGCAUCAGCAAGUCAGGUUAUGCCUUUGGGAUGCUGGUUAGUCCUUUACUUGCAGCCUACCUGAUGGAUGUCUAUGGCUGGAGGGGCGCCAUGCUGAUCAUGGGGGCGAUCACCUCUAAUAUUAUACCUCUCACCAUGAUGGUAGAUACAACUAUUCGCGACAAGUCAAAAACGGAAGGACCUUCGGAUUCAUCCAAAUGGCAGAGCCAUUCUGAAGAAACGUCUUUCGAGGAUAAGGACAUGAUUGACGGCUUGAUUAAUAAAUGUCCAUCAGAAGUGACAAAUAUCGUAAAGGUUUCGGAGAGUGCACCCGCUGUGCAUAAUUCGGGACACCAUCAAAGACAGUUCUCUGAGGCAGUUCAACCUGAUGACAAAGAACCCUAUGGAACAUUGUGUCGACACCAUGAGGGAUCAUCAAAAGAUAUCCCUCCUCCAGCCACUGUAACAACAUCCCAAGGAGACAAUGGAGAUGGAUCUAGUGAAUUAUGCUCACUGAUGGAAAUCAGUCAACCCCAAACCAGAGAGCAACAUCAAGAAGAAAAGAACAACCUGUGCAGGUCAAAGAACAACGACCAUUCAUCUUCAUAUAAAACUGGACAGCUCCCCUUUAACAGAGUUCGUCAAGCUUUGAAGAACUCCAUCUACAUCCAGGACAAAUGCCUCAUCGUCCUGGUGAUUUCAAAUUCAUUAGUUGCCAUGGUACACGGAGGUUGGCACUCCUUCUUUAUACCGCGAGCCCAGAGCCAAGGAAAGUCCAUCUAUGCGUUGAACUGUCUUCUGUACUCCACGUCCAUUGCUUGUUUCGUUUCUCGCAUCUUAAGUGGUGUCCUUCUGGGUCCUCGAUGCAUCUCCGCCUAUGAUCUCUUCUUUCUAUUCAGAAUAGCCAAUGUUGCAUCGAUGCUUGCGGACAUCUACUUCUCCAGCUUUCCUGUCAUGAUUGUUACAUCAUUCAUUACGUCAUUUGCCAUCAACGAAGAGAACAUGUUCAUGAUUUACGUCUCAAAGGAACGAACACCUCGCUCGGCCUUUCCGCAAGUCUUUGCCGUGAUACAGAUUGCUUUUGGAAUAGGUGCACUAUUCGGAACUUACCUUACAGGAAUGCUUGCGGACAUAACGGGUAGCUACAGAAUAUCUUUCAUAUUCCUCCUGUCCAUAGAGGGCGUUCUAUUCUUCAGCAUGAGUCCUCCACGCUUUAUUAAACCAAAGUUUCAGGAGAAUACACAGAACCCUACAUGACGGAUUUUAAGAGCUGUAGCAGUUGCUGAGGUUUCAACGGAAUAAAACAUUUCCCAUAGAUUUGUGUGUUAAAAUCAUAAAAAAUAAGGAUUAAAUUCGGGGGUCGAAUGUUUACUACCAGUGGAUGUCUGACAAUCCAUAUCUGACCAGAAAAGGGUCCGUCGACCAGCUCAUUUAAAACAAAAUAAAUCGGCAUUUAUUAGGACAUCUCCUGAUGGAUCAAAUUCAUCACCUGAAACUUACAGUAAAAUAGCCCUAAUCCUUCCGCCAGUUAUAUUUAGUUCCAAACUUGGUGAUAUUUCUUCCCACUUUGUGAAAAGAAAUUUCAGUAGUUACCGUCCAUGGAAUCAAUGUUAGAUGGACAAUCAUAUUCGAACACUUUGUCAAUUAGCUAUAUACAAAAAUGAAAAUGGGUUGGCUCGAAUGAAUAUAUUUUGCCUUCCUAUUGUUAAUAGGCCCAUGUGACCUGUAGCACACUGCAAAAACCCCGGUGUUGAUUUAACACCAGCCCGGAAUCUAUAUAUGUCUACACCAGAGAAGUAUUGAAACAACACCAGUCUGGAUUCAAACCGAUACUAAUUGGUGUUGUAUGAACACCUUUCUGGUGUUAGACCAAAACGAAACUGUUGCUGUUUAACACUCCCUUGAUGUGGACAUAUAUACUAGAUUCCGGGCUUGUGUUAAAUCAACACCUGAGUUUUUGCAGUGCAGUUGCUGAAUCAUGAACGGUAUCAUUGCUUUAUUAUACCUGACGUAGAGGGCACGAGGCAAAUAUAUGAAAAACUUGAAAGCGAAGUAUGAAGUCGAAUCCCUUGGGGAAACAAAUAUCAUUUCGACGUAUGAGCUAAAAUAAUCUUGUGUUUAUACGAGAUGUUUUGUUCAUUUCGGACUGAACAAAUUGCUUCAACUUAUGCAAUUAUUCCACGUAAGGUUGCCUUUUGCUUACUCUACGGCAAUUAUAAAAAGGAAUCCCUUUGGGGUCAUAUUUUAGAAGGCAUUAACCAUCGAUUUAUAUAAAAGCUGCAUACUAUACAAUGGACAAAAUGAAAAUUAUUGGACCUGAUGUAAAUAAAAGUUUAUUCUUUUAUGCUGAAUAA
Messenger RNA from Lytechinus pictus (painted urchin), 3480 nucleotides. RefSeq lists its product as uncharacterized. The record is from RefSeq and is a predicted model, not a curated record. Bases 725 to 2383 code for a protein of 552 amino acids. Gene Ontology annotation, biological process: transmembrane transport. The transcript has 5 exons. Lineage: Eukaryota; Metazoa; Echinodermata; Echinoidea; Temnopleuroida; Toxopneustidae. Gene Ontology annotation, molecular function: monocarboxylic acid transmembrane transporter activity. Gene Ontology annotation, cellular component: membrane.